CACGAUGGCGAAAAUCGAACUCACCGGAGAUUACCUACCCCUCCACUCCAUCGGCUAUUCCGGCAGAGCUCCCGUUGUCUCCCGCGGGCUCGCCGCCGCCUGCUAAUUUCGCGAUUCCCAGCUCGGCUCGGCUCCGCUGUCCGCUCCGCUCCGGCGAUCCCGGCUCGUAGCUAGAUCUGGCCAGCGGGAGAUUGCUUGGCGGGAUGGGGCGGUGCCUGGGGUUGCGGUCGGUCGUCCUACUCUGGGUGGCGGCGGCGGAGGCAGCGGCGGUCGUCGCAGCAUCGGGGCCACGGCAGACGGUAUUGGCAUUGCCUUCAAAUAUGGUGCCAUCUCCAGUCACAUCCAAGGGACAUCACUGGUCUUCCUCCGGUGCAACAUGUAUCAGUCGACCUAAGCUUGUCGAAGUCGUCAAUGGACUGCUCGGUGUCAUGAACCUGCCGUCAACCUGUGCAAUACCAUACGAACAUUCCGCUCCUGAGGAAGUUGCUGCUAACAACGCCUGGCUGGCAAAAUAUCCUUCUGCUUUGGCUUCCUUCGACCAAAUCAUAACCAAUGCACAGGGCAAGAAGAUCGCCUUGUUUCUGGACUAUGAUGGCACCCUUUCGCCUAUCGUCAAUGAUCCCGAGAAGGCGUUCAUGUCCCCAGAGAUGCGCACUGCUGUGAAGAAUGUUGCCAAGUUCUGCCCAACGGCAAUCGUCAGCGGGAGGUCACGUGAAAAGGUGUUUGAAUUUGUGAAGCUGAAGGAGCUCUACUACGCCGGAAGUCAUGGAAUGGAUAUACUGGUAUCCUCUGCAGAUUCUGAAAGUAAAACAAAUAAUGACAAAGAAACCAAACUGUUCCAACCUGCAAGUGAGUUCUUACCCAUGAUCAGUGAGGUUUACAAGUCCCUAGUGGAGGCCACACGAUCAAUCAAGGGUGCAAAUGUUGAGAACAACAAGUUUUGUGUGUCUGUACAUUUCCGCAACGUCGACAAAAAGGACUGGAAAUUAGUCACGGAGAUUGUCGACAAUGUCCUGAAAGCUUUUCCUCGUCUCAAACUAACAACCGGACGAAAGGUUUUAGAGAUUCGUCCAGUGAUUGACUGGGACAAGGGAAAUGCAGUGGAGUUUCUGCUCCAGUUGCUCCAGCUAGAUGACCCUGAAAGCGUUCUUUCUAUCUACAUUGGAGAUGACCAAACCGACGAAGACGCGUUCAAGUUGCUCCGGAAGCGGAACUAUGGAUUUGGGAUUCUCAUUUCGCAAGUGCCAAAGGAGACUGAAGCCUUCUACUCACUCCGAGCCCCAUCUGAAGUGAUGGAAUUCCUCAAUUCCUUGGUAAGAUGGAAGGAACAAUCAGCAUGAAUGAUAAAGAAUGAUAUCUCAGUUAUAGCCGUUUAGUCUGGCAG
Lolium rigidum is the source of this 1384-nucleotide messenger RNA. RefSeq names its product probable trehalose-phosphate phosphatase 1. Gene Ontology annotation, biological process: trehalose biosynthetic process. The record is from RefSeq and is a predicted model, not a curated record. The transcript has 10 exons. The coding region runs from base 204 to 1340 and encodes 378 amino acids. Lineage: Eukaryota; Viridiplantae; Streptophyta; Magnoliopsida; Poales; Poaceae. Gene Ontology annotation, molecular function: trehalose-phosphatase activity.